AUGGCUGAGUACUUUGACCUGGGUCUGCCUUACCGUGACCGACAGACGAAACCGGUCACCAUCGACUCUGCUCUCGCGACCAAUAAAUACAAUGGGCUGUCAAGUGUCCACCAUCACCCAGAUGAGGCCCGAGUUGAGGAGUUUAAGCUGAAAAAGAUGUGGAAGAGUCCUAAUGGAACCAUCCGGAACAUCUUGGGUGGCACCGUUUUCCGUGAGCCAAUCCUUUGUAAAAACAUCCCUCGUCUUGUUCCCGGUUGGACAAAAGCCAUAACAAUCGGCAGACAUGCUUUUGGUGAUCAGUACAGGGCCACAGACUUUGUUAUU
Messenger RNA from Etheostoma spectabile (orangethroat darter), 324 nucleotides. Its product is annotated as isocitrate dehydrogenase [NADP], mitochondrial-like. The transcript has 4 exons. Gene Ontology annotation, molecular function: isocitrate dehydrogenase (NADP+) activity. The annotation marks the transcript as partial. The record is from RefSeq and is a predicted model, not a curated record. Gene Ontology annotation, cellular component: mitochondrion. Lineage: Eukaryota; Metazoa; Chordata; Actinopteri; Perciformes; Percidae. Gene Ontology annotation, biological process: NADP+ metabolic process; isocitrate metabolic process.